UUGUCUAAUGCAUUUUCUUGCUUUUCUUUUGUCUAUCUAUCUUUGCAGAUCACCACUCUGAUCAACCAUAAAGACAAGCCAAAGAAGUCGGAGCGCACCCUGGCAGCCAUACACCGGGUGGGUCAGUCGGUGAGCGUGGCGGUGGGGCGUUUUGUCGCCGUCGGGGAGGCCAUCGCCUCAGAGAACCAGGAGCUGAAGGAUGAGAUGGGUCAAGCCUGUGUGGAGGCACGCCGAGCAGGCGAUGCCAUUGCCCAGCUGACAGACGUGGGAUCGGCCACGCCGUCCCCGCCCGACGGACGGGUCACAGUCUUCAGUGACCGGACAGGGAUGGUCAAGGCUGCCCGGCUCCUUCUCUCCUCUGUCACUAAAGUAUUGGUCCUGGCCGACCGGAUCGUCAUCAAACAGAUCAUCGCCUCACGCAACAAGGUACUGGUGACCCUCGACCAUCUGGAGAGAGUCAGCACUUUCCAAGAAUUUGUUCAGAUUUUCAGCCAGUUUGGCAAUGAGAUGGUGGAGUUUGCUCACCUCACAGGAGACAGGCAAAAUGAUUUAAAGGAUGAGAAGAAGAAAGCGAGAAUGGCUGCAGCCCGAGCGGUGUUGGAGAAAUGCACCAUGAUGCUCCUCACAGCCUCCAAGACUUGCCUGAGGCACCCUGAUUGCGAGUCGGCGAGGAUCAACAAAGACGCCGUGUUCCACCGAAUGCGCUGUGCCCUGGAGCAGGUCAUCGAGAUAGUCACCGAGGCUCGGAGCUGUGGAGAAAACAAGAUCCUUCCUGCCAGCAUUUACAAUGGAAUCAAAGACCUUAAAUCUAGCGUGGAGAGCCUGCGGGAGAACCCGCACUCCCUGACGCCGCAGAGCAUAACCGGCCAGCUGGAGGCCCUGGUGGAGCGGACGGAGGACUUCACCGAUUCGGCCUACACCAGUCACGAGCAGCGGCAGGCCAUCCUCGGCCUGUGCCAGCUGGUUCGUCAGGACACCCAGCAGCUGGUGCACGGCUGGGUCGAGGCGCAGUCAGUCCAUUCCAAAGAGGCCUCAGAGAACAUGGAGAUGGCCAUCCUGAAGACGUGCCAGAGCAUCAGUGAACUGAGACGCGAGCUCCAUAAGGUGGCAGUGGGCCGGGCCUCGGACCUGCUGAAAGUUCACGGGGAGCAGCUGCCUCUGAGGGCCCUCAAGGCUGCAGGUGCCGAAGGAAACCUGGAGACGGUGGCGGAGUAUUCGCGCACGCUCACAGAGCAGAAGGAGCAGCUGGUGGAAACUUGCCGGCUACUGUGCCACGUGUCGGGAACAGAGCCUCUGGAGAUCACCUGCGUCCACGCUGAGGAAACCUUCCACGUUAUCGGCCCACAGAUCAUCUCAGCUGCACAGACUCUGGCCCUCCAUCCAUCCAGCAAGAUUGCAAAGGAGAACCUGGAAGUGUUCUGCGAGGCCUGGGAGUCCCAGCUGUGUGACAUGGCUCUGCUGCUUAAGGAGAUAAACGACAUUUUUGAAGGGAGACGAGGUGACAAAAAGCCGUAUUUGUCACUUCCAAGACCAGGGAAACUCUCUGCCAACCUUAAGACUGCCAAAGCUGUCAAGCUGGAUGCAGAGGUAGAGCAGACGAGCAUGGCCAAGCUGGGUCUGGAGCUCCGUCUGCUGUCGUCGGACGUGGACACAGAGGUGGAAAAGUGGGAGGAGCCAGAACACGACGUCGUCCGCCAGAGCCAGAGCCUCGCCAGUAUGGCUCAUAGCAUGUACCUGUUCACCAGAGGGGAGGGGCUGUUGAAAACAACACUGGAUCUUUUUCAUCAGGCUGAGGUUUUGUCUGAAGAAGGCCUCCAGUUGUGCUCGUCUCUCCGGACAUUUUCCGCUCAGCUGGUUGAUGAGGAAAAGUGUGCGGUGAUGACAGAAAUGGAGAAGCUGGUGGCACUGUGCCAGCAGCUGCAGAUGGGGGCCAAGACCCCUGUACAGGGCAAGACUGCCACCUUCCAGAAGGUGGACUCAUCCAUUCAGACAAGCAAAAGCAUCAUGACAGUGGUCCGUUCUCUUCUCCCGCUGUGCAACAAGCUCAACAGAAAGUAUAAGUCAGCAAGGACUGGCCUUAGCUCCCCACAGGAGUGGAGAGAAAAGCAGGAUGCGUCCACACCGGUCAAAGAAGAGGGGGCUCUGGGCAGCAAGAGCAGCAACGGCUUAGGCGUUCAACCUUUUGAGCAGCACAUGGCCGGUCUCAACCUCUUGGAAAGCAAAUAA
Messenger RNA from Menidia menidia (Atlantic silverside), 2226 nucleotides. The record is from the annotation of a GenBank genome assembly. NCBI's taxonomy places the organism in Eukaryota, Metazoa, Chordata, Actinopteri, Atheriniformes, Atherinopsidae.